Capsaspora owczarzaki ATCC 30864 is the source of this 1560-nucleotide messenger RNA. RefSeq lists its product as hypothetical. Gene Ontology annotation, biological process: regulation of glycogen biosynthetic process. The coding region runs from base 1 to 1560 and encodes 519 amino acids. Gene Ontology annotation, molecular function: protein phosphatase 1 binding; glycogen binding. The transcript has 3 exons. Gene Ontology annotation, cellular component: protein phosphatase type 1 complex. NCBI's taxonomy places the organism in Eukaryota, Filasterea, Ministeriida, Capsasporidae. The record is from RefSeq and is a predicted model, not a curated record.
AUGCAACCCGCUCCCACAUCCAAGAAUUCCGCUGCGGCAACCCCUCAGCUGCAGUCACCACAUCCGGCGCCUGCUGCGGACAGCUGGUCUUUGGCAUCGCAGCCUCCGGCCGCUGACAUGGUGGACGGCGAGCUGCAGUCACCGCCGCUGUCAGACGCCGUCGAGCUGGACAGUCUGGGACACCGCCGCGUUCGCUUUUCGGAUUCGAUCGGCCUGUCCCUGUCGCGCGCUGUCUUGUUCCGUCGCGAGGACGCUCCGUUGGCAAUCAAUCCAUUCCGGGACCACUUGCCUCCGCUGGUGACGGAUGCCCUGGUUUCACCCAAAAUGGCCAUCGCCGAAGGCUACAAACAACCGGCAUCCGCUCCAGAUUUCGCCGAGCGUGUCCGCUCGAAUCCCAUCCUGCUCGAAAACACGCUCACGCGUCGAGCCAACCUGUACGCAACCGUCAUCGUUCAUAAUCUGGCGUACGACAAGAGCGUCACUGCGCGGUAUUCGACAGACGGCUGGAAAACCUUCAAGGAAGAAGAAGGCGCGUAUGCCAACAGUACGCCGCUCUACGGCAUGAUGUGCGACCGAUUCGUCCUGGUGCUGCGUCUCCCCGAGACUCUCCCACUCAGGAGCCACUGCGAAUUUGCCAUUCGAUAUCGGGCUGGCGGCCAAGAGUAUUGGGACAGCAAUGAGGGCCAAAACUAUCACAUUGACUGGAUUGUCGUUCACUUCCCGAAUGAUGCAACUGUUCCAGUUGUGGUCGAUCUCUCUCAGGCCGAGGUGUCAAAGGCGCCCGUGGACAUUCACAAUAUGGCGCCCGUCAAGCCCAAGUCGCCCAUUCGAUCUGCCAUGCGCGGCUCGCGAGCGGCCUUGCUCGGUCUUGCCCCGACGAGCGCCUCAUCACCAUCAUCUUCCACCCCAUCGUCGACGACCAACACGCCCAAUUCGUCGUCAGCGGAGGCCACAUCGACAGAGCCAUCCACCAUUUCCGAAUCCCUGGGCUCGCCCGAAGUUCAAAUAACUCCCGAGCCGCUGCCGCCACGUCGCUCUCUCUCGUUCAGCGGCGACAACACCAUUUCAACGCUGACGUCCUUCCCCGCAAAUUUCGUUGUGUCGACUGCAAAGGGGCUUUCGUACGUUCCCGAGCCCGGCCAACAACAAUUGGUGCCCGAGCCUCUCCAAUUCUCCUUUGCCGCCUCUCCGCAGCCCCAUACAGAGCUUUUCGACACUCCAUCCCGUCAGUUUGAUCCUGUUGGCGGAGUCGUGCGACGCAUUGCCAAUUUCGCCACUGGCGAGCCUGCGGGGCUGCUGUCCUCCAACAACCCUGGUUCGCUCCAGAGUGGCAGCGCCGUUUUCGCAUCUGCGCCGGUUCCCAAUACGGUGCAGACGCAGGAGGAGGUCUUGCACUCCAACACAUACCUCAAUUCGUUCACUUCAGCAACGCCGGUUCCGGUCUCUCUUGACGCCGCGACCACGGCUCUGCCGCCCGUCUCCGGGCCUGUGAUUGUUCCCGCUGCUGCUUCCGCGCAUCUGGAGAGCAUUCCGACCUCUGGCCUCGAGGCGUAUUAUUGA